AUGACUCUCACUUGGUCUAAUUUCCCUAAAAAAGAACUAAUUCUUCAUUUUUUGGAUUAUGAAGCGAGAUGCAAUCUUCGUACUUGUUCCAAAAAUGACUUAGCGCUCGUAGACUCAAUUCAUUAUGUUCCAUCUAGAAUGAAAAUUUCUGAAAUUUCAAGUAGAAUGGAUCCGGAGAAGUCGCACAUCCGCCUAGACAUUGAAUCUUUCACAAUUUGUUUCAUCGGGAAACAUGAUAAAACAAGAAUUGAGAGAGCAUGGAACGAGGAAUUGAGUGAAAUUGCAGAGACUAAAGCUGAAAAUCGAUUUGAUCUAUUCCAAAGAUAUGUUGAUCGAUUUUUGAAUAACGGAACGCUAGAAGCAGACAUACUGCUCAUCAAACAUGUUCCCAUUGAACCUCUCGACCAUUGGAAAAUCAAAGUUUCCUCUUUCAUUCUCUUAUCUCCUGGAACUCCUGCUGGUUAUGUCAUCAAUUGGUUGACGAAAAUAGAUUCUCAACUGAAAGAACUCAUGGUUUGCAACUGGACUUUGGAAGGAGUUUCAGAAGUUCCAGCUGUAUUGGAGGUUUCUGAAAGACUUCAUUUGAGUGAAGCUGCUGAUUUGACGGAUGAACAUUUAGAGAGAUUGACGGCUACUGGCAUAACGAUUUCCUCAUUGGAAAUUACACUGAAUGGAAUCAAAAAGGCAUUGGAGAAUCACCUGAAAAACGGUCGUCGUGACGAUGAACUUAUAUUUUCCUCCAAUUUCCCGGAAGAUUUUGAUCCAGUUGAAUUAUUUCCAAACGGAUUGAAAUUCCAAAAGAUUGAAGGAAGAUUUCCAGAAGAUAACAUAUAUAAAAUCUUGGGUGGAUUUGAGAAUAAGCAUGGAGUCCAGGAUACGAGGAUUUGCCGAUGUAGCAAUACAUUAUUUCAAGUGUCUCUGGAACCUAAGAAGUCGAAGGACCAUGUACAUAUAUUGUGGCCCUGCACAUUCUGA
Molecule: messenger RNA, 975 nt
Organism: Caenorhabditis remanei
Lineage: Eukaryota; Metazoa; Nematoda; Chromadorea; Rhabditida; Rhabditidae
Exons: 5
Coding region: 1-975 (324 amino acids)
Source: RefSeq, a predicted model, not a curated record